CAAAAACCCACCUAAAAUAAACAACAGUUGAGUUUUAGUCGAAGCCCAAAGCAGCAUCUGGUUGCUUUUCUCCUCCAGCGUCAAGAUGUUUGCAACGAUGCUGAAGGUAUUUCCAGUUCUCGCCAUCCUUACAGGUCAUGUCAGCAGUGUUGUGGUGACCGUCCCUGAGAAGACAGUGAACGUCAGUACAGGUGGCAACGCAACCCUUCUCUGUACAUAUACAAGUUCUGGAUCGCUGGGAAACUUCUUUAUCCAGUGGAGCUUUUACAGUGCCAAAGAGACCCAACUGCACACCAUCUACUAUUAUUCAGAAGGCCAGUCUUACUCCUAUGGAGAGUUUAAGAACAGGAUAACAGCUGCAACAGGUCCAGGGAAUGCAUCAAUAACAAUCUCCAACAUGCAGCCCUCAGACACUGGUUCUUACACCUGUGAAGUUUUCAGCCCACAGGGUGAUGCUGGACAGAGUCAAAAAUCCGUGAUUGUCAAUGUGCUGGUCAAACCAUCAACACCUUUCUGCAAAAUAGAAGGAACUCCUGAAAAAGGCCAUCUAGUCUACCUCUUAUGCAGAUGUGAGGAAGGAUUGCCUCACCCUACCUACCGCUGGUACAAAGUAUCUGACAAUACCCUAAAGCCUGUGACUGAACAGCUCAAUCCAAACACUGGCAUUCUUUACAUUGGCAAUCUCACCACCUUUGAAACUGGGUAUUACCGGUGCGUAGCCAGUAACAUCCUGGGGAACAGUACCUGUGAGCUUGACCUAACUACGAACUAUUCAGAUGGUGGCAUUGUUGCUGGAGCAUUAAUUGGAGCAGUUCUUGCAGCUGCUAUCAUUUGCAUUAUUGUUUGGGUCUUAAGCAAGAAGGCAAAAAAGACUAAGAAGACACCAAGUAACGAGAUGCAAGAAAUGGCUCAGAAACAAUCCAAUGCAGAGUAUGUUCAGGUACCUAACGAAGAAAACAUUCCUCCAACCACAGUUCCACCAAGCAACGCAACAAAUGAAUACCCUAGUGUUGAUGAAACAGCAGCCUCUGGAACACUUCAGAAUGAUGAGAAGCAAGAAGCAGAAAAAGAAGAAACAGCCUAGUUUUAAUACAGUUUUCCAUGUCAGCUUUGGACCCCUUUAUAUAAAAAUUGUUGUCAUUGAAAUAACAUAGAGGCAUGACUAAAACUUGGAUGGGUAUUUGUUUUGUGAACCGCUGUGCUGCAGAUUGAAAAGGGUCUGUUACACAUGCACUUUGUGAAUAGGUGAAGAUUUGGCCUUUAGAGUUAACAAAAUUUCAUUUAUUAUCUGGUUAUAAUUGUACAUAAAUAUAAGUCUAAAAAGACUACCAGUCUUUUAUCAGUCUAAAAGACUAUUUUGCAACCUAUUUUGCAAAACUAAUUAUGAAACAGGCUGGAGCAUUUAUCAAAGUAAAAGCUUUCCAGUCACCUCUCAGUGAUGCUGUAUGAUCUAUACAGAUCUGAACCACAGCAGUCUUCUCCAGAAACAGUGUUAGUCAAACUCAUGUUUCCUGUGCACC
This is a messenger RNA of Pezoporus occidentalis (night parrot), 1520 nucleotides long. RefSeq names its product V-set and immunoglobulin domain containing 1 (gene VSIG1). Gene Ontology annotation, biological process: maintenance of gastrointestinal epithelium; epithelial cell morphogenesis. The transcript has 7 exons. The record is from RefSeq and is a predicted model, not a curated record. Gene Ontology annotation, cellular component: plasma membrane; basolateral plasma membrane. NCBI's taxonomy places the organism in Eukaryota, Metazoa, Chordata, Aves, Psittaciformes, Psittacidae. Bases 86 to 1084 code for a protein of 332 amino acids.